Molecule: messenger RNA, 1681 nt
Organism: Bursaphelenchus xylophilus (pine wood nematode)
Lineage: Eukaryota; Metazoa; Nematoda; Chromadorea; Rhabditida; Aphelenchoididae
Source: the annotation of a GenBank genome assembly
AUGUCGCUGGAAAUCCCGAAAACUUUCAAGAAGGCGGUCUUUGAAAGUAAUGGAGCUGCAGCGAAAUACGUUGAUGGAACCAUCCCCGAGAUCGGACACGAUGAAGCUUUGGUAAAAGUGUUGUAUGCUGGCGUUUGCCAUACGGAUUUAGCAGUCUUACACGAUGAGCUUCCAUGGCAAACUCCGUAUCCGUAUGUGGGAGGACAUGAAGGCUCAGGAGUUGUGGUCAAGGUAAGCCGUUUACUCCACCAAAAGUCCGAUAAAUUCCCACUUUUGUCUCAGCACAAACCUGACAUUUUUUUCAGUAACCUUAAAUUUUUAUUCCAAAAAAUAUUUCUAUUUGUUUUUUAAAUAUUUUUCUCCUUUUCUCCUGGCCGUCGCUGCUUCUUUUCUACUGGAAAGAUAAUCUUUUCUUCGUUAAACAUACCAUAUAUAAUUCAGGUCGGCGCCGGCGUAACCCACGUGAAGCCCGGCUCCAAAGUCGGCAUCCGAAUGGUGAAUGGAAUGUGUAAUCAAUGCGAGAGCUGUCUGAACAACCGCGAAUACAUUUGCAUCAACCAAAAGAUGGUCGGCAUCUUCCUCAGCGGCACCUUCGAACAAUACACUGCCCUCAAAGCCCAGGAUCUCCUCCCACUUCCCGAAAACAUUGAUCUCGCCGCCGCGGCGCCGAUUAUGUGCGCUGGAGUCACGGCGUAUCGUGCGCUGAAGAAGACCAACCCGGUGGUCGGCCAAUUUGCCGCCAUUAUUGGUGCCGGCGGGGGAGUGGGCUCGUUCGCUGUGCAAUACGCUAAAGCACUGGGAUUGCGAGUUGUGGCGAUAGAUCACCCGUCGAAGCGAGAGCAUUGCCUCAAAAUCGGCGCUGAAGUUUUCAUCGACGGCUUUAGUGAGAAGAUUGUGGAAGAAGUUCAGACGGCGACCGCUGGCGGCGCUCAUGUUGUUAUCAAUUUCACGGCAAGUCCCAAGGCAGUCAACACAGCGACGCAAUAUGUUAGAGCUGCCGGAACAAUCGUGUUAGUUGGUGCGAUGGAUGAGAAGGUAGGCGAUUUUUGAUGCUUUUAUAAUUCUUCAAGGGGUUUCAACAAAUACCCGCAGAAAGUUUUUGCGAAUAUCUUUGUGCUCCUUGGAGCUAUCCAAGAAGCUUAAAUUAAUUUUAAAAUCUAAGUUGGGUGAUUUUGGAAGAGACAAAAUAAUUUUUCUUAUGUCGGCAGAGAGACUAGUUUUCGGCGGAGACAUUUGACCGCCUUUUAAAAAAUUAUAUCUCGUUAGAAAUCCCAGAAAUCUUACCUACGGCUUAAACUAGGCUUGUUACUUCUGUUACAAUAUAAUCUGUUAGAUUAUGUAACUUGGUGGAUGUUUCACACAUCGGCGAAGGCUUGGUGACUCUUUUUAACACCUUGUAAAUAAAUUUUGCCACUGAGGUGAUGCUAGACCAAUAUUUCUUUUUUAGAAAGGCACCACAGCCCUCAGUCUGGACAAUAAUCUGAUUGCCACCCGUUGCCUUACUGUUACCGGCUCUAUGACUGGAACGCGACAAGACACAAAGGAAGCCCUUGAUCUGUCUGCUCGAGGGGUUGUAAAAAUCCCCAUCGAAGUUAGACCCUUUAGUGCGUUGGAUGAAGCACUACACAGUUUGAAGAACAGCGCUGUCGCCGGAAGAGUUGUGCUGGACUUGUGGAAGUGA